UCAUUAUCUGUAGGUUUUAAAUAUUAAAAUUUGUUCUUACUUACGUCAUCACUUUCGAAACUUUAAAGUUCUGUUUAAGUAGUUCGAAAAAGGAAAGCAUGUCUGAAAAUUCGGCGUCUGAAAUUACAAACGGUAAUGAAUGUCUUAGUUUGAUUCAAAAUUAUAAAGUUCGGCAAUUAGCAGAGAUUUUAUACAAUGAAUUUGAGUUCCUGAUGAAAAAGUACGACAAUUAUAAAGUAAGAGAACUUCCUACAAUUAUAACUAUUUUGGGAGAUUUGGAUAUUGAAUACGUCCGGAAUCGAGAAAAGGAAAUCGAGUUAGAGUUAAUUAAAGAAGAAAACAGACUGCUUCUUCGGCAGUUUGAACACGAAAAGAACAUGAGAAAACUUAUGGAACAAAAGCUUAUAGAAGUUGAAUGCAAUGCCGAAGAAAAUUUUAAAUGUUUAGAAGAUAAAAUCAAAGACCUCCAAUCUUUGACUUUUUUUCUAAAUCACAGAGCAAAAAAUCUUUCCGAACACUGUACACAGAUAGAAGAAGCAUUUUCGAGACUUCAAGAAAAAUAUCAUAAAUUAAUCGAAGAUUGUAGAGAAUUAUCCAUAUUGGUGGACAGUGAUCCGGGAACAUCCAAUUAUGCUUCUGUUCAAUCAAAUUCAGUUAAAAUGGAGAGCGGCUCUUUCAUUUCAAAGAUCCAGUAUUUAAAAGAUGAUAAUGAUUUAUUAAAAAACGUAUCGGGCAUUUCGGAUUUAAAAGAUUAUUAUGCAGAUGACUCUCCAUUUCAGGACAACGAAUUCAAAUAUUCAUCAAUUUCUAAAGAAAAUGGAAACUUUGAUGUUACAACACUAACCGAAUGUAAAAGUUCUGAAUCUGAGAAACCAAAAGAUAUAUUGUCUGUAAACAAAAAUUCCUCGAACGAAACAAAUGAAAAUUUACGAACUACAAAUGUUCUAGAAACAGACAAAGAAUCACAAGAAUAUGUUCAGGAAGUUAAAAAUUUGAGGAAAGAACAUUUGACAAAGAAUAAAACUAUUCUGCAACACCUUGAAACAAUAGAAGAAAAUGUUCAUAGUGGAAAUUUCAAUUCAAGAUCACAACGGGAAUCUUUAAUUCCAGAAUCCUUAUAUCAAGAAAUAAUACGCAGUGAACUAGGGAUUGAAGACGAUACGCCAGAUAUACCAUCGGAAGAAAUAUCCUUUUUCACUACAUCUGGUAACAAUGGUAAUUCAAAUCAAGAAAAGAAAACUUAUCUGUUAAAACAACAAUUAUUUGAAAAUAAAAAAUUACAGAAAAAGUUCGAAAUUUAUAAAAAUAAUAAUCAAAAUAAAUCUUGCCAUCAUCGGGAUUGUUUUACUAGAGCAGAAAUUUGUAAGGUGCUAACUGAAAGAAAUUAUUAUAAAGGAAAAAUGGAAGAGACAGUCCAAGUUUUACAAGCAAUCCAAUUUGAAAAUCGUAAAAAUAUGAACAUACCAAACAAAUAUAAAUAUUCAAUUAAAAUAUUCUUCUUGAAGUUCCUUCGCCUAUUCAAAAAGAAGUCUGUUCGAAACAAUUUGUGUUACAAUCAAAAUAUCUCCGGAAGAUUUAAUGAUAUUCUUGACGAUUUCAUUAGUUACGUACACAAUAAAAUUGAUAGUAAUACUUUGUUACCCCAACAAAGAAAAUGUUCUGAAGAUGAUCAACAUAACGCAUCACGGAAUGCUCAAUUCUACCGAGAAGAAAAAAAUAAAGGGGAGGGGGAAACUAUAAUAAAUGUAUAGAUUCUCCAUUAAGAUUCAAUUUUAUUCUUAUUUAAACCUUUCUAAAAAUUAACUUUUAAAUUUUAUUUCUUUCCUCUAACAUUUAAAAAUUACUGUAAACCAUUUAUAACUAAUGGACCUAUUGAGUUUUUACAUAAAUUUGAAAUAUUGGUCUAAACUUGUAUUUCUAUUUGUAAAAAUGAUAAAUAAAAUAUAU
Centruroides sculpturatus (bark scorpion) is the source of this 1947-nucleotide messenger RNA. RefSeq names its product JNK-interacting protein 3-like. The record is from RefSeq and is a predicted model, not a curated record. Lineage: Eukaryota; Metazoa; Arthropoda; Arachnida; Scorpiones; Buthidae. Gene Ontology annotation, biological process: vesicle-mediated transport. Gene Ontology annotation, molecular function: signaling receptor complex adaptor activity; MAP kinase scaffold activity; JUN kinase binding. Gene Ontology annotation, cellular component: cytoplasm. Bases 99 to 1751 code for a protein of 550 amino acids. The transcript is spliced from 13 exons.